AUGGGCAACGCUUGCUCUGAGUCCCCUGUGGUGGGUGCAGAGGUGGCGAUUCAGCGGGGCCUUCCUCCCGUGAAGAAGGCGACGGGCCCAAGUGUGGCAAUCGUCUACUAUUCCACCUAUGGCCACGUGAAGGUCAUGGCAGACGAGAUCAAGAAGGGUUUGGAGUCCACGGGUGUCAGUGUAGACCUUUUCCAGGUCCCAGAAACCCUGCCUGCCUCGGCUCUUCAAGCCAUGGGGGCCCCGGACAAGCCUGCAGAUGUCAUGCUGCUGGAGCGUGCGUUCCUCUCCGAGCUGCCGAAGUAUGAUGGCUUCAUGUUCGGCAUGCCCACUCGCUUCGGCAUGAUGGCUUCGCAGAUGAAGGCCUUCUUUGACGGAACUGGGAGCCUCUGGCAGAAUGGGGCCUUGGCAGGAAAGCUGGGUGCCACCUUCGUGAGCACCGGCACGCAGCAAGGGGGACAGGAGACUACACACUUUACAGCCGUCACACAGCUUGUCCACCAUGGUAUGUGCUAUGUUCCCUUGGGGUACCAGGCCGGCGGCGAGGGCCAGUUCGACCUCAGCGAGAUCCACGGCGGAUCUCCUUGGGGUGCCAGCACUUUGGCCGGCGCGGACGGCAGCCGGCAGCCAUCGGCACUGGAGCUGAAGAUCGCUAAGAGGCAGGGGGAAGUCUUCGGUACUGCCGUGAAGCGCACGACUGCGCCAGCAGCAUCCAAGAAGGCGAAGGUCUGCAUCGUCUACUACAGCAUGUACGGUCACGUCAAGAAGCUGGCUGAUGAGAUCGCUGCCUCUAUGAAAGAGGAGGGCGUGAGUGUGGACAUGUUUCAAGCACCGGAGCUUCUGGGUGCUGACGUGCUCAAAAAGAUGGGAGCUCCUGCAAAGCCCUCGGACACUGUCAUGGAUCAUGCGAAGGUCCAGCAGCUGGCAGACUACGACGGCCUGAUGUUUGGGAUCCCCACCCGCUUCGGGAGUGCGUCAGCCCAGAUGAAGGCUUUCUUCGACAGCACUGGCUCACUGUGGCAGAGCGGCGCACUUGCAGGGAAACUGACGGGAAGCUUCUGUAGCACCGGCACCUUGAACGGUGGCCAGGAGUCCACCCACAUGACCACGAUGACCAACAUGGUGCAUCACGGCAUGAUCUAUGUACCCUUAGGCUACCAGGCGGGUGGCGAUGGUCAGUUUGACAUGACGGAGAUUCACGGAGGCUCGCCCUGGGGUGCCAGCACAUUUGCUGGGGCCGACGGCAGCCGCCAGGCCAGCGUCACGGAGCUGAAGAUAGCACGCCGCCAAGGAAAGGUCUUUGCGUCCAGGGUGAAGCAGAUGAUGAAGUGA
Messenger RNA from Symbiodinium sp. CCMP2456, 1329 nucleotides. Lineage: Eukaryota; Dinophyceae; Suessiales; Symbiodiniaceae. The record is from the annotation of a GenBank genome assembly.